Molecule: messenger RNA, 240 nt
Organism: Dentiscutata erythropus
Lineage: Eukaryota; Fungi; Glomeromycota; Glomeromycetes; Diversisporales; Gigasporaceae
Source: the annotation of a GenBank genome assembly
AUGGGAUUGCCUAAAUUGACUAUCACUGGUUAUCUUUCCUUAUUAGCUAUCUUCUUCUUCGUAGCGUCAGUCUUCGCUACCGCUGCUCCAGAAGAAGAAAAGCGUGUCGCCGAACCUGAAGAAAAACGAGAAGCUGAACCCGUCGAAAAAAAAAAACGUGCUCCUAAACAUAGAAAACGCAAUGCUUUAGCCAAACACAGUAUGUAUGCUUGUCUUAUCCUCUCACUUGAUCUUUUAUAG